AGAGAAAGGGAAGAGAAUAGCACAGCUUUAUUUCCUUUUAAUUUCUAGUUCUACUCAAGCUUGAAUUCCUUUUCUAUUAUGCCUAACCACUUAUUGUGUAGUCUACUGGAGGAGAGAGAGAAACAUACACACACACACACAAACACACAGUGAGCUGGAAGCAGCUGUCUGACAACCAUUAGCAUAAUGUUUUUGUGUUUUUGGAGGGGCUGUGAGAAGGCUCAGGGAGCAUACAAAACAAACGCUGCAACCACAAUUGCCUGGAAGAACGUUAGAACUCAAAAACAAACAAGCAGCGGAGCACCUGUGUCUCUUUGAGUUGUUGCUUAGAGGGGGGUACCUCCAGCACCAGAAACAGGAACUAAAGCUCCAUUCCUAACAGCUGAAUAGGUGAGCUGUACCCAGGGGUUGCCAGUGUACCAGGCCGGCCUGUUUUGGGUGGCAGGAUGCCUGGGGUGGAGAGUGGCUCAGGUGGUCUGGCUGAUGACAAGGUGGUCCUGGAGACCCUGAAGUGUUUCUGCAGCUCAUCAGAACAGACCUACGACCAGUUCCUGUCCUCCUUCACACACCUGACUCCAGGGAGUGCUGGGAGGGGACACACGACUCUGCCCUCUGGACCCAGUCAUCUCUCUAGGGAGAUGGAGAGAUCAGGGGAGUUGAGGAGGAAUGGAGAAGAGGAUGCAGCAGAAGAGAGGAGAGGACAGCAGAGUGUCUGUGUCCUGCCUGCUGAUCAGGAGGAGGUGGAGCUAGGUGCUGGAGUGACUGUGGGCAGCUGUGGAAAUGGAGACUGUCGUCCACCAGGCAUAACUCUCAAGCUGGAUAACUACCUGGAUGUUGGGGACUUCAGUGAGGAGGAAGGAGAUGUAACUGCUGACCCAGAUGGUGGGGUUCGGGUUCUACCAGGGGAGGUGGAGGAGGAACUCCCUGCCUACCUGCCCUCUUUCUGUCAUCUGACCCAGCUGGACCUGACCUCCACAGGCAGGACGACGGGGACACGGCCGGGGACACGAGGACAGCAGCAGGACACGCCACCACAGGGACAGAGUGACAGUGAAGAGGUUUUGCCUUUCAACCUGGAUGAGAACUUUGACUACGACAAUGUUGUGCUGUCUAGCAAACAUCUCCUACCACAGUUCAACACUGGUGUAUGACCUCUGUGCAGGGACCACUGUCUGGGAGAGCCUUGUGUCAUACCACAUCAAAUUACCCAACUUACCAUUUAACUGGACUAAUAAACCACUCCUGAAAACA
This is a messenger RNA of Oncorhynchus mykiss (rainbow trout), 1251 nucleotides long. RefSeq names its product intraflagellar transport associated protein (gene iftap). Gene Ontology annotation, biological process: acrosome reaction; spermatogenesis. The record is from RefSeq and is a predicted model, not a curated record. Lineage: Eukaryota; Metazoa; Chordata; Actinopteri; Salmoniformes; Salmonidae. Gene Ontology annotation, cellular component: 9+0 non-motile cilium; cytosol. Gene Ontology annotation, molecular function: intraciliary transport particle A binding.